AUAACAUAAAUAAAAACAAUAUAAAUCUAUAAACAAAUCUAUAAUCAAAAUUUAAGUGUUUAUCAAUUAUGAUCAACUAUCCUCACUUAAUAUUAAAAAAUGUGAUAAGUUUUUCGAACGAUAAUAAAAUGUUCACGUAUUUCCUAACAUCAUCACUUAUUCCGAAAAGGUAGAGACACAUUUUAUUUCCGGCUCUCCCUAUUUUCGAGAUUAAUGCAUACGAAAGAAGAGUAUCUACCAUCGUAAAACGUACGUGCGAGAAAAAUCGGGACAACGGAUCGACAGUCGAAACGCGUCGCGCGGCUCACGUUCAGCCUAAUGCGUGCAAAGCAUCACGAUGCAACUACGAAACAUCGCUGGCUUUCACACAUUGAACAGUUCUCGUUUGAAAUCCGCCGAUGCUGUUGGUGUAACCUAACACUGUGUUGUGAGUUUAAUUUUGUACUAGCUGUAUUUUUUCACGAGUCCAAUUGCAAAAGUGAACAAUAAAAAAAAAACGAAUAAAUGACAAAAUUCAAAAAGUGUAAAACUGUCACAUUCCUGGCGUAUUGGUGCCACAGUUGCCAUGCUGCACACGAUACGAGUAAAUACUUCCACCGAGUUUUACUUUGAAAAUAGAUGAGAGUACGAGAUAAACGUACUACAAACGUACCCAUCUUUUAGAAGAAGAACAAUCUGAAUAUACGAUAAGUAUCGUACUGUUAGCGACUCAUUUAAAUAUCGCGAUAAGUAACGCGACGGCGCGUGACGGUAAUAUAACUUGGUCUCGAACAUCGUUUCCUCAGCAGGCAGAUUCAGCGGCCGAGACAUCCGCCUCGAUCGUACGAGUUUGAGAAACGAACCGAGAAAUGGAGGAGCAAGCUGACUCGGCGAGGCCACCGCGCGAGAGACCCGCAUAUCGCAAACGUCGCCGCUCGUACAGCGCGGCUAUAAGCGAGGAGAAUUCACUCGACGAAGAUGACGAAGACGAAGACGAAGACGACAACGACGACGACGACGACGACGAAGAGCUAGAGGAAGAGGAACCCUAUCCUCAUCGUGACGGUGCAACGCGGGCGCGUUGCUGCCGGCAACGCGAGUGCAUCGCGCGGAAAAUAUCCAGCGUGGAAUCCGAGACCCGCUCGUCGAGCGAGAGCCUCGUUUCGAAACGGGCGUUGACGAGAGAGUCUUCCGGCGACAUUGUGAAUUCAUGGAGCGAGAUCGAGCUGCCCGAGUUGCUGUUGGCGCAUCCGGAGAUCCUAUCACGUAUGAUGCGCUGCCGCUGCUUCCUGCCGCAUUUCUCCGCGUGCCAAUGCCGUUGCGCUCAGUGUCAGUACCAGCGCCGGAAGAUCUCGUCCACAUCCUCCUACUUCGCCAGGGAUUCCGGGGGCAUUCAGGGAGCGAGACGGAAGGAUUCCGGAAACUCCGUGUCGACUUGCCAGACCUUCCUACCGCCCUCCUCCGGCAGAAACUCGGCCGGUAGCCUCUACUAUUGCUGCGCCGUCGACGUCGCGGACAACAGGCCGACGACGGUCCAGCGUCGGCACUCGAUCGCCGCCGCCGGUCCGGUACCCUAUCGCCGGUACUCGGAUCAAACGUACUCGUUGCGCGGCUGCAAGAUCAGCCGCGCAGAUAAUCGCAGAUUCUCCGAGCAGCCGCUCGUCGAUGAUGCAAUCGGAAACUGCCAAGACACCACCGGUGCCGCAAAUGCCGCAGAACCAAUCAUCGCCAGUAAUACCGUCCGUCCGCGAACGUUUCCGAAGGCGGCAGUCCGAGCGACACAGUCGCUUGUCCCCUUUCAUCCCGACAAUUCCGCACCCGUCGAUAUUAAAGAUCUGAAGAGCGGCGAAAAUCGAAUAGCUGAUGAAUCUAACAGCCACACGCGUCACGCCGUUAGCGAACAAAGUGCGAACGCCAACGCCAACGCUGCUUUUACAGGCCGUAAAAUUAGCACCAUUCCAAUUACGCCUAAGAUGAUGAGAAGGCGAUUCUCCGAGCAAAUAAUUCUCGAGGGAGGCCUCGGCAGCGUCGGCGAAUCUGAGAAUCUGCUCGAUCAACUGAAGAACGCGGAGGAGGCAGAGGAGGAAUCCUUCACCGCGAUAAACGCUCGAAAAAAAAUCACGCUCAAUAAGCAUUACUACCCGGAAGGUGGCUGGGGAUAUGUUAUUAUCAUAAUAACGAUUCUCGUGCACCUAAUCUCUCAUGGGCUGCAACUGGCGUCCGGUUUGCUGAUGAGCCCGGUGAUGACGCGAUUCGAGCAGACGGUUGAAAAUUCAGGAUGGCUAGGGGCAAUGUCGACGGGUGUCGCCCUGCUCGUGUCGCCGGUUACUAUAGCGUUUUGUCGAAGAAAAAGUACGAGAGUAACGGCAGUUUUGGGCGGCCUUGUCACUGCCCUCGGUUGCCUCUUCACUUCCUUCGCCACGCAAUUUCAUCAAUUGUUCUUCAGUUACGGCACCGUAGUCGGGAUUGGGGUUGGAAUGACGCGAGACUGCAGCACACUGAUGGUGGCUCAAUAUUUCAAGAGGAAAAGAGAAUUGGUUGAAAUUUUUAUUGUCUCGGGAAGCGGCUUGGGUAUAGCAGUCAUGUCUGCUUUUAUAAAAGGAACAAUUACUAAAAUUGGAUGGCGGCUUGGUCUUCAAGCUGUGACGGGGGUGGUCUUUCUCACCUUUAUUCUCGGUACUUUUUACCGUAGCGCUUCUCUAUAUCAUCCCCAACGAAGAGCAAUCUUACACUUAAAGAAUCAAAAGCGCAAAAUAAAAGACAAGAACAAAGCCUCCGAUAAACCAGCGUUUUUCGAUUUUAGCACUUUGAAAAGUAAAACAGUUAGGAUUCUUCUGGUAUCUACCGGUAUUUCGGCAUUCGGAAUCAAUACGCCGAUAUUUUAUCUGGCGCAUCAAGCGGAAGAAGAAGGUCUCGGUGAUACUGUCAUCCUACUACAGACUUAUCUCGGACUAGCUUGGACUCUUGGCUGUGUAGCUUUCGGGCUUCUGGUGGUUCAUCGUAGCGUUGAAUGCAGAAUAGCCCGCCAGUAUCUUACACAAGCAGCUGUUUUUGUGUGCGGACUCUGCAUUCUCGCCCUUACCGCUGUUCAAGGAAGUUAUCACGGAUACGUCAUGUUCGCGUGGAUUUACGGCAUCUUCUGCGGCGGCUAUCAUUACAGUCUGAAGAUGUAUACAUACGAAAGAGUGAGAGCACGAAACUUUGCCAGAACGUGGGGUUUUGUUCAGUGCUCCCAGGCGAUACCAAUUGCAAUCGGAGUACCAAUAUCAGGAUACAUAAAUGUGGGUUGCGGCGGUAAGGCUGGCUACUAUUUUAGCUCGACGUGUGUCCUGGUUGGCAGUUUUACGCUUUUCUUCAUCGAUUUGCAUAGAAGAAAUUUAUCGCGACAUAAACACACUAGAGCUAAUGGUACAAAACACGCGUGUUCCUCGGACAGUUGUCCUCAACGACGAAGAAUGUCGUUCAGUCAGGAACCCAAGAAUGAAGGACCUCACGUGGCCGCUGCUGGAGCGGCCGGAGCGACGGCUGCGGCAGUCGUUUUGGGAGCCGAUAUUGCUCCAGCACAAGGUGAAGGGAUAGACGCCUUAGGAACAGAUAAACCGGAACUCACGUGCAUCUCAGAGGAAGGUAUCGCUGACAUGGAUUUACCUGACAAUUUACUGGAGGACUUUGAUUACAUAGGUGAUUGUAUAACUUCAUGCAAUAAGGUCGAAAACUAUCUUAUGCUCUCGGAAUUUGAAAACAACCUGAUUGCUGAGAUGCCGAUUAUUAUGGAUCGUCGAGGACGCAGAUGGUCCCUAGGGCGAUCCAAGACAAGUCAAGCCAAUUGUGGCCAAACCAGUGGAAUGCAAUCGGCAACUAAUGAAGACGAAGUUAAAUCGAAAUGGCGUUUCACGAAUGUACCACCCAACGCUAACACUAGAAUGAUCACCGUUAUCGACGAAGCCAGUGCAUAAUUCUGAAUACGGAUAAUAGAAUAUCCUUAACCCUAAACUUGGCAGAUUGAAAAAGUAUAUAUAUGCAAGUAAAAAAGUUAACAAAAGAAAAAAAUAUAUAUAUGCAAAAUACAAAAUUUUUAGUACAUCUUUUAUAUAAUUUUUCUUAAAUACAAUAUAAAAUUAAAAUUAACACAAUUCAUUGUGAAAUAAAAAAACAUGCAUACAAUUUUAACAGAACAUAAAAACUUAAAAAUGCAUUUCAAUUAUAAACACAAAAUAUUACAAUUUUAAACAAUGCAAACAAAAACGUACCUUUACAUUGCCAAGUAUAAGGUUGAAAAAAAUCCACGUCCAAUAUUAAAUUUUUAUCGGAUGUUUAGAAAAGUAAGAUGUUUACUGGCGUUUAAAAAAGGUGAAAUCAAAACGCAAUUAUAUGUCAGAUUUAUUAAAUGUCAAAUUUUUUAGUUAGACACGCAUACCCACUAUUUAACUUGCAGAAUAAUUAAAGAGAAAAAUUAUAGACAAUUGAAGAAAGAUCAGCGAGAUACGAAACACUGACUGAAUUAUUCCGCCCAUGUAAUACUUAAUUGUAAGUUAAACUUAUGCUCUCAGUUGUUUAUACGUCUAUCUAUUUAAACACUCGUAAAAGUUAUGUUACAAAUAAUAGACAGUGACACGCUGAUUUGUACGAUUUAAAAAUACAGUUACAGUUCGCUGAAAACACAAUUUGAUAACACGGAUGAUUUAAUUUGCGAUACAAAAUAUAGACAAUAACAUCGACUUUUGACUUAAAACCACGGAAACGCUCCGUCCACAAAAAAAAACAAUUUUGAUUUGCGUCGGCGUAUUUCUUUAUAUAUGUCACUUUAUUUUAUCCGAGAUAAAAAAUAAUCUGUCGUUAUUACUAAGUUAAUUUAUCAAUGGCAUUAUGCCUUUAAAAAAUAAAAAGUCUACUAAUUACACAGAUGAAGUGGUAAGCUCACUUUUGGUACAAAUAUUGCGAUUUACAAUAAUUGCUAUCGAUUGAUAAGGCAGCUGAAAAUGCAAUCGUAGCGUGGCUAAAUAACUUCAGCCUUCUAAAUCAUUCGAAUAAUUGAUUGAGAAUUUGAUAAUUUUCAAUUUUGCAUUUUAACUUAACUAAUUUUUUUAUUUAUUUCUCUAAAAAUUUAUUUUAUCUAAUUUAAUUUAUUUAAUAUAAAAAAUCCAAUAAAAAAAUAACUCUAUUUUAUCAGGCAUCUUAUUAUAUCAUUUAAAUCUUAAUUAUUGAUUUUUAUAAAUCAAUAAUCAAAAUAUAAACCUUCGACUACGAUUGUAAAAAUAAAUAAGAACUGACUGUGCAAAUUUAUGAAAGAAAUAUAUGUAGACACGUUAGUUUAAGAUUUGAAACCUAGUCUGAUCGCGUUUGAGACAAAAUGCGUCGUGAAAAUAUAAAGUGCAUAUAUGUAUACGUAUAUACUGUUCACGAUCUUUUCUCUUUUCUGGAAUCCUAUUCUCACAACGAGAUGUGACGCUUGACUGCCAGAUUGUUAUAUACGCAUUUAUUUAUUUCUCAAACUAUUUAUAUUAGUAUGUAAAUAAUCGACAUUGUUGCCAUGUAUAUACACUUACAUAAUUUUUAGUAUACAAACGUUGGCAUAGAUUGUUACAAUGUCUAUGCAAACAAUCGCAUCUUUUACUGAUAAAUAUGCAAAAAAGAUAAAUUAUUCUCUUGUUGAAAUAAUGAUACACAACUUUACCGAAUAUACAGAUGGAAAGAUUGCGUAUAUUAAUUAAAUAAUAAGGAUAAGGCAUCAGUAUAAAUUUCACAAAUGUCGCAAGUAUUAACCAUUUAAUUGAGAAAAGCAUAUUUGUUUAAGCACUAAAAAUAAUGAAUAUUUAAAAUAUGCUUAUUUAUAAAAUGUGCGUUUUUUAUAAUUAUUCAUUCAAUUAAUAUAAAAAUUAACAACGUAAGAAAAUUGACGCCCUUUAAAAGACAGCGUAAAAUUCGUCGAACAAUAAAUUUUCUAUCUAGUUUGAACUAUAAAUAUCUUUUUCUCGCUCUCAAACUGCCAAUGGAUAUUGAACUGCCAAUGAGGAAACUCAUUUAAAAAAAUAUUCUGAACAGUGCAAUGAAAAAAUUAAGAUAAAAAUAAGAAUAAUACAAUAUAAUUAUUUCUUUUAUAAUUUCUACAUAUAAGUUGUUAAAUCAAGAAUGAAUUGAACUAAUUUUUUCUGAGAAUUCAGUUUAUAAAAAAAAAAAAAAAAACACUGUACAGAGUAACCAAUAAAAAUAAUUAAUGUCAAAUUUGUCUAUAGUGAAAAGCAAAUCGCUAAAUAUAUUCUAGCGAUAAAAACAACAUCGAAUAAAAAUUGCGGAACAUAUUGUAUUGUCGUAAUGUUGUUGAUAUAAAAAUGUGAUUCAAAUACGUAA
Molecule: messenger RNA, 6327 nt
Organism: Solenopsis invicta (red fire ant)
Lineage: Eukaryota; Metazoa; Arthropoda; Insecta; Hymenoptera; Formicidae
Exons: 8
Coding region: 849-3935 (1028 amino acids)
Biological process (GO): transmembrane transport
Molecular function (GO): monocarboxylic acid transmembrane transporter activity
Source: RefSeq, a predicted model, not a curated record